Molecule: messenger RNA, 1995 nt
Organism: Haemorhous mexicanus (house finch)
Lineage: Eukaryota; Metazoa; Chordata; Aves; Passeriformes; Fringillidae
Product: inositol 1,4,5-trisphosphate receptor-interacting protein-like 1
Cellular component (GO): membrane
Source: RefSeq, a predicted model, not a curated record
AUGGGGGCACCUAUAAACCAAAGAGGCAGGGAGGGCUGCCCCAGUACAGCCUCAGCAAGUGGCGGGCUUGCAUGCAGACAUGAGGCUGUGCUGAACUCUGAACGAAGGCUACGGCAGAAACGCAAGUACCCGGGGAGCCGCUUCUUACUGUGCCUCCAGAGGCCAGUUCCUUGCGGGAGUGUCUUUGGCAGGGCACAGUGCUGCGGCUGGGGCAGUGGCACAGGCCUUGCAGCCUGGCAGCUGCCUGGCCCCCACUUUUCUGCCAUCAGAUCCCUGGGGCUCUUGUCCCCUCCCCAUCCCCACUCAACCCCUGCUCACCUCCGUAAGGCCAUGCUCACCAUUAAGUUCCUUUUCUUGCUUGUGCAAGUCCUCCUCCAGUACCCGCAGCAGGCCAGCGAUGGGCUGGAUGAGGCUGCGCUGGAGCGCAUGCAGCAGCGUGCUGAGUAUCUGAACCAGCAGAUGACUCAGCUCAUUCUGGAACUGGAGCAGAUGAAGCUGGAGCAGAGCAGUGAGGCCUGGGGAGCUCCGCUCGUGGGGCAGCUCUCGGCUAUGACUGGAAUCCUCAUCCUCCUCUUGGCGCUGCGCUUUGGACUCAAGAAAAUUAGAUGUGAUCCAGACAACAGUGACCAGAAGGAGGGCUCCAGUAGCAACUCGGUGGAGGAAGAAGAAGAAGGACACAACACAGCUGCAAAGAAAGACAUAGAAAGCAACGAUGCAAAUAUGGAAGAGGACAAUAGGGAUGGAAAGGAAGAAGGCAGCAACGUUGAUGCAAAGGCAGAAAGCAGUGUUGGAUGUGAAGCAAAAGAAGGCUAUUAUGAUGCAAAGGAAGAAGUAAACAACGAUGAGGAAGCAGAGGAAGUCAAUGCUGCUGGAAAUGGAGAAGACAAAGGCGAUGCAAACGAAGAAGAUGACGACCGCAGCAUCAAAAGGAACUUUGGAAGCUUUUCAGAAGUGCAGAUACAGUUGCCUGUUCGGGAUCUGGACAAAGGCUGCUCCAUGAUUACGGACCUGAUGGACAAACUCAUACAUGUCUUUGGACAAGGCUUGUCCAAUAGCUUCUACCCAGUGCCACAACAAGCCAUCGGAGUGGGCACUGCCUUUGAAGGCGGGAGUUCCUGUGCACAAGAUGUUGUGUACCGCAUGCUUGUACCCCUGAGGGCCCCUCCAGGACAUGCCUUCCACCUGGAACUGGACACUGCAGGGAUGCUCCAGAGGAAGUUCUGUGUCCGUGUGGAGCUGCUGUGCACCUGCGCAAGGGAGAGGCUGGGAAAGGACAUGCUGUGUUUCCUCCACCACCCUGAGGAGGAGCUGAAAAGGAAACAGGACCCCAGCCUCCUGCACACCCUCUGCACUGGCUCCUAUCUAGAUGUGGAGAAAACUGUCCACUGGUUUUAUCGAUUCAUGAGAAUAGCCUGGAUGCUUUUGCCUCAGUCCUGCCAAUGGCGUUUAACGUUGCAGCCCUGCAGCCGCUCCUGUAAAUUUCACCUAAGCAAAGACAAGGAAAGCUUCAUGGUUGAGGUGAUCUUUGGAGUGCGGCAAGGAGACUCAGAUAUCUUUGUGGGCAGCCAGACUGCAGAAGUAGGCGUCCCAAGCACAACGUGGCUUGAGACUUACGCUGUGGCAGAGGAAAAAUUCUUCAGGCACAUUUCCAGACAGGCCUUCAGUUGGCACUGCAAGUUCCUGCAGCUCCUCAGCAGCAUCCUGAUGGGUUGAGAUUUUUCCAGCAAUGCCCUGAAGACAGUGGUGAUGUACCUGCUGAACACCGUACCCCUGACACGGUGGCGCAGGAGGGAUUUCCAGCAGCGACUGAUGGAUAUCCUGAAGUAUCUCCGCUGCUCACUGGACAUAAAACAGCUUAACCACUUCAUCAUAUGCAACAAGAGGCUUCCUGAGGAGAUCAGUUUGCCCUCUGACUUCCGGGUGGCUCAACCACCCAACCUCUUCCAGCAUCUGGCCAGCAAUCCAGAUGCCCACACCAAGGCUGUGCAGGAGUAA